AUGCUUGACUUCGAUGUUUACCAGGGCAGCAAGAAUGGAAUACGCGUCAAAUCUGAACUUGGAUUGUCAGGUGAUGUUGUAUUGAAGCUUGCCUCCACACUUCCUAAGGGUCAGAACUACAAGAUCUAUGCAGACAACUACUUCACCUCUGUUCCACUGGUAGUGAAGCUCCUUGAGCAUGGAAUCCAUUAUGUGGAUGAGAAGAGCUUGAAGAAGAAGGGUAGAGGAAGCUUUGACCACAGAGUGGAGGGGACACAAAACGUCUGCGCUGUGAAAUGGUAUGACAACAGGGCAGUCACACUUGUGUCAUCCUUCACUGGACCAGAACCUGUGCAGGAGAUUCAGCGCUGGGACAAAGCCACCAAAACCUACAUUGACGUUGAAAGACCUUACAUUGUGGCUACCUACAACAAAUACAUGGGAGGUGUGGAUUUGUUGGACUCAUUUACAGCAAAAUACAAGAUCACCCUGAAAUCCCGCCGAUGGUACAUGUACAUCUUCUGGCACACCAUCACCCUCGCCGUGGUCAACGCCUGGCUCCUCUACAAACGGCACUGUCAGGCUCUCGCGAUGCCAAAGAAGGAGAUGCUAAACAUGAGAAAGUUCCAGGCACAGCUAGCAUCCUCUCUCAUCCUGAUGGACACAACACUCACAACUCCAAAAAGAGGACGUCCAUCAUCAGGCAGCGGGAACCCAGACGCAGCAGGGAGUCCCUUGACUGCUAGGAAGAGACCAUCCUCAGAUGAUGGGAGUCCAAAUUGUCCGUCCAAGAAAUCAUGUGCACACCCCCCACUCGAUGUGCGCAAGGACCUCACUGGACAUUUCCCCAUGAAGGUCAAGAGAGGACGCUGCAGACAUUGCAGUAAAGGGUAUACGAAUACCCAUUGCAGCAAGUGCGAUGUUCGCCUCUGUUUUUCAGAGGAAAGGAACUGUUUUUGGGACUAUCAUUGUAAAUAAAAA
Molecule: messenger RNA, 960 nt
Organism: Cyprinodon tularosa
Lineage: Eukaryota; Metazoa; Chordata; Actinopteri; Cyprinodontiformes; Cyprinodontidae
Product: piggyBac transposable element-derived protein 2-like
Exons: 3
Coding region: 1-957 (318 amino acids)
Source: RefSeq, a predicted model, not a curated record